AUGAAAAUUUCCUUGUUGAGCGAUUUACACAUUGAACAUUUCGAGAGUUAUCAAAAGUUUCAAGACAAGUAUCAAGAACGAUUUCAUCGGAAACUUUUGAAAGAGUGGCCAUGUGAGGACACAGGAGGAGCUGAUGUGUUGAUUCUCGCUGGAGAUGUUGCGAAUGUGAAAAAAGAGAGUUUUAAAGAGUUUUUGGAGGAUGUGAGUCAACAAUUUAAACAUGUGCUUUAUGUGGCAGGAAAUCAUGAAUUUUAUGGAAACGAAUAUUAUAGUUGUGUGGAGAACAUGAAACAAGUGUGCAAAGAGUUCAAUAAUGUCCAUUUUCUGGAUCAAUCAGUGGUGGAAAUACAAGAUGACGAAACAGGAGAAGUGAUUGUUUUUAUUGGAUGUAUUUUGUGGAGUCAAAUUCGACAAGAAUCACAAAAUUAUGUUGAAAAAUCCAUGAAUGAUUACAAGAAAAUCAAAAUUCAACACAACAUGACCAUGUCAGAAGAAGUGAAUCUCACUACCAAUGAUACCAACAAGUGGUUCGAAGAACAAUUACAAUUCAUUGAAAGACAACUCGAUAUUGUUAAAAAACAAGAAAAUAAGAGAGCCAUUGUGGUGACUCAUCACGCACCUCUCACGAAAGGAGUAAGCGAUCCAAAAUAUGAAAAUAGCACGAAUGAAUGGACACGACAAUUAAACAUGGCAUUUGGCACGGAUUUGUCACACUUGAUGGGACCACCAGUGAUUGCAUGGUUUUUUGGACAUACUCAUUUCUCAUCGAGACAAUGCUGUCGUAACACCAUUGUGGCCAGUAAUCAGUUGGGAUACUUGUUUGGAAAUUUGGAUCAAACAAAUGAAUUAUUUGACGGGUUUUGGAUUUUGGAUACGAAUCAAAUGGAUUAUUCCAAAUUUAAGGAAGUGAAUUUGCAGAAAAGUAUGGAACCAACCACGAUGGAUGCUGUUGCUUCGACCAAUUCCAAUUCCAAUCAUAACCACAAGAAGAAGUGUCUUUGCAUGUAA
This is a messenger RNA of Naegleria fowleri, 1008 nucleotides long. RefSeq lists its product as uncharacterized. The transcript has 3 exons. The record is from RefSeq and is a predicted model, not a curated record. Gene Ontology annotation, molecular function: hydrolase activity. The coding region runs from base 1 to 1008 and encodes 335 amino acids. Lineage: Eukaryota; Heterolobosea; Eutetramitea; Acrasida; Naegleriidae.